Messenger RNA from Odocoileus virginianus texanus, 4479 nucleotides. It is a transcript of the gene DHX8, whose product is annotated as DEAH-box helicase 8. The record is from RefSeq and is a predicted model, not a curated record. Gene Ontology annotation, molecular function: ATP binding; RNA helicase activity; RNA binding. Gene Ontology annotation, cellular component: catalytic step 2 spliceosome; intracellular anatomical structure. Lineage: Eukaryota; Metazoa; Chordata; Mammalia; Artiodactyla; Cervidae. Gene Ontology annotation, biological process: mRNA splicing, via spliceosome; spliceosomal complex disassembly.
UGGAGAGUGUAUGUUUUCGUGCCUGAAAGCCGGCCAAGAAGCUUACCGACCUAUAGAGGGCGCCGGUCAGCGUGCUGAGUAACCCAUUCAGCUGUCCCUUCCUCGAGCACGUCUUGUCUGAUCUCUAUGAUCCAUCCGGUUACGUCAAGAAAAGUUCCUGGAGCUUUCGAUUUAUCGUAAACAAAAGAGAGGCGCACCGACCCGGAAGUUGAAACUGGAGCGGGGGCGGGAGUAGCUCGGAGGGUCGGCAGUGAGGGGGCCAGGUGGGAGUAGCCCCGAAGGCCCGCUGUGAGGGGCCGGGGGAAGCCGUAGCCAUGGCUGUGGCUGUGGCCAUGGCGGGAGCCGUACCCGGGACAGAGCUAGGCCCUGCGGAAGAACUCGCCAAACUCGAGUAUCUGUCUUUGGUGUCAAAGGUUUGCACCGAGUUGGACAAUCACUUGGGUAUCAACGACAAGGAUCUGGCUGAAUUUGUGAUCAGUCUUGCUGAGAAAAAUACCACCUUUGAUACUUUCAAGGCUUCACUGGUCAAAAAUGGUGCAGAAUUCACGGAUUCUCUCAUUAGUAACUUGCUGCGUCUCAUACAAACCAUGCGGCCUCCAGCAAAGCCUUCUACUAGCAAAGAUCCAGUUGUUAAGCCCAAAACUGAAAAAGAAAAGCUGAAGGAACUCUUCCCAGUCCUUUGCCAACCAGACAACCCUUCUGUUCGGACCAUGCUGGACGAGGAUGACGUGAAAGUUGCUGUGGAUGUCCUGAAAGAACUGGAGGCCUUGAUGCCCAGUGCAGCAGGCCAGGAGAAGCACAGAGACUCUGAGCACCGGGACAAGGCCAAGAAAAAGAAGCGCAGCCGGAGCCGAGAGCGAGACCGUGACCGUGACCGUGACCGCGAGCGAGAACGAGAACGUGAUAGAGACCAUAAGCGGAGACACCGGUCCCGCUCUCGAUCACGUUCCCGAACCCGGGACAGGAAUAAGGGGAAGUCUAGAUACCGGUCCAGAAGCAGAAGUCAAAGUCCCCCCAGAGAUCGGAAAGACCGAGACAAGUAUGGGGAGCGGAGUCUGGACAGAUGGCGGGACAAGCACGUGGACCGCCCUCCCCCAGAAGAGCCCGCCCUCGGGGACAUUUACAAUGGCAAGGUCACCAGCAUCAUGCAGUUUGGAUGCUUUGUGCAGCUGGAGGGACUGAGGAAGCGGUGGGAAGGCCUGGUGCACAUCUCUGAGCUCCGGCGGGAAGGCCGGGUGGCCAAUGUGGCUGACGUGGUGAGCAAAGGCCAGAGGGUCAAGGUCAAAGUGUUGUCCUUCACCGGGACCAAAACCAGCUUGAGCAUGAAGGAUGUGGAUCAAGAGACCGGAGAAGAUCUAAACCCGAAUCGACGGCGGAAUCUUGUCGGGGAGACCAACGAGGAGACCUCUAUGAGGAAUCCCGACAGGCCCACCCACCUGUCCCUCGUCAGUGCCCCUGAAGUAGAGGAUGACUCACUAGAGCGCAAGCGCCUUACCCGCAUCUCUGACCCAGAGAAGUGGGAGAUCAAGCAGAUGAUUGCUGCCAAUGUUCUUUCCAAGGAAGAGUUCCCAGACUUCGAUGAAGAGACUGGCAUUCUCCCUAAAGUGGAUGAUGAAGAAGAUGAGGACCUUGAGAUCGAGCUGGUUGAAGAAGAGCCUCCAUUUCUUCGAGGGCACACCAAGCAAAGCAUGGACAUGAGCCCUAUCAAGAUCGUUAAGAAUCCAGAUGGCUCCCUCUCCCAAGCAGCGAUGAUGCAGAGUGCCUUGGCCAAAGAAAGGCGGGAACUUAAGCAAGCACAGCGGGAAGCUGAGAUGGAUUCUAUUCCCAUGGGACUCAACAAACACUGGGUUGAUCCUCUGCCUGAUGCGGAAGGCAGGCAGAUUGCUGCUAACAUGAGGGGUAUUGGGAUGAUGCCCAAUGACAUUCCCGAGUGGAAGAAGCAUGCCUUUGGGGGCAACAAAGCUUCAUAUGGAAAAAAGACCCAGAUGUCAAUCAUUGAACAGAGGGAGAGCCUGCCCAUCUACAAGCUGAAGGAGCAGCUGGUCCAGGCUGUCCAUGACAAUCAGAUCCUGAUUGUUAUUGGAGAGACAGGGUCUGGGAAGACCACGCAGAUCACCCAGUACCUGGCGGAGGCGGGCUACACUUCCAGGGGCAAGAUUGGAUGUACCCAGCCUAGACGAGUAGCGGCCAUGUCUGUGGCCAAAAGAGUGUCAGAGGAGUUCGGUUGUUGCUUAGGCCAAGAGGUGGGGUACACUAUUCGAUUUGAGGACUGCACCAGCCCAGAAACAGUCAUCAAGUACAUGACAGACGGGAUGUUGCUCCGAGAGUGCCUGAUCGACCCCGACCUCACUCAGUAUGCAAUCAUCAUGUUGGAUGAGGCGCAUGAGAGAACAAUUCACACUGAUGUGCUCUUUGGAUUGCUGAAAAAGACAGUUCAGAAACGGCAGGACAUGAAACUGAUUGUCACCUCAGCCACCUUGGAUGCUGUGAAGUUUUCUCAGUACUUCUAUGAAGCGCCCAUCUUUACCAUCCCAGGUCGAACAUACCCAGUGGAAAUACUGUACACAAAGGAACCUGAAACCGAUUAUCUCGAUGCCAGCUUGAUCACGGUCAUGCAGAUCCACUUAACAGAACCACCAGGUGAUAUCCUGGUCUUCCUGACUGGUCAGGAAGAGAUUGAUACUGCAUGCGAGAUCCUGUAUGAAAGAAUGAAAUCCCUGGGACCUGAUGUUCCAGAACUGAUUAUUCUCCCAGUGUACUCUGCUCUCCCCAGUGAGAUGCAGACCCGAAUCUUUGACCCAGCUCCACCUGGCAGCAGAAAGGUCGUGAUUGCCACCAACAUUGCGGAGACAUCGCUGACUAUUGAUGGCAUUUACUAUGUGGUGGACCCUGGAUUCGUGAAGCAGAAGGUGUACAAUUCUAAGACAGGGAUUGACCAGCUCGUGGUGACUCCUAUUUCUCAGGCUCAGGCAAAGCAACGAGCUGGCAGAGCUGGGAGAACAGGCCCAGGGAAGUGUUACAGGCUGUACACAGAACGUGCCUACCGAGAUGAAAUGCUGACCACCAACGUGCCAGAAAUUCAGAGAACCAACUUAGCAAGCACAGUGCUCUCGCUCAAGGCCAUGGGCAUCAAUGACCUGCUGUCCUUUGACUUCAUGGAUGCCCCGCCAAUGGAAACCUUGAUCACAGCCAUGGAGCAGCUGUACACGCUGGGGGCCCUGGACGACGAGGGCCUGCUUACUCGCCUGGGCCGCAGGAUGGCAGAGUUCCCUCUGGAGCCAAUGCUGUGCAAAAUGCUGAUCAUGUCUGUGCAUCUGGGCUGCAGUGAGGAAAUGCUGACCAUUGUGUCCAUGCUGUCUGUGCAGAACGUCUUCUACAGACCCAAAGAUAAACAAGCCCUUGCAGAUCAGAAGAAGGCCAAAUUCCAUCAGACCGAAGGGGACCACCUCACCCUGCUGGCCGUGUACAACUCCUGGAAGAACAACAAGUUCUCCAACCCUUGGUGCUAUGAGAACUUCAUCCAGGCCCGUUCUCUGCGCCGGGCCCAGGACAUUCGCAAGCAGAUGUUGGGCAUAAUGGACAGACACAAGCUGGAUGUGGUGUCCUGUGGUAAGUCCACAGUCCGAGUGCAGAAGGCCAUUUGCAGUGGAUUCUUCCGGAACGCUGCCAAAAAAGACCCACAGGAGGGUUACCGGACACUGAUCGACCAGCAAGUGGUCUAUAUCCAUCCGUCCAGUGCCCUCUUCAACAGACAGCCCGAAUGGGUGGUGUAUCAUGAGCUGGUGCUGACCACGAAGGAGUACAUGCGUGAGGUCACCACCAUCGACCCCCGGUGGCUUGUGGAGUUUGCACCAGCCUUCUUCAAGGUCUCUGACCCGACCAAGCUAAGCAAGCAGAAGAAGCAGCAACGGCUGGAACCCUUGUACAACCGCUAUGAGGAGCCCAAUGCCUGGAGAAUAUCCCGAGCCUUCCGGCGACGCUAAAAGACAAGAGUAUGUUGGCCUCACCUGCAGCCCUGGGCCAGGGCUCAGCCUCACUCUUAUUGAUGAGAAGCUGGUCCUGAGGAUACAGCUGUCUGGUGGCUGAAUAUCUCAACUGGGCAUUUCCUAAACUUGACUCUCCUUCCUUCCCUGGUGGUAAAAUAGAAACAGGGAUUUAUGCCUGGUGUGAUCAGAGCCUCUAGGCUCCACCACCCCAAGGUGGGGCCAGCAGGGCUCACACCCGACGUGUGGUCCACUGCGACAUCUUCAAGAAAGGGGAAACUUCUGCAGCUCUUGGAUGGGAAAGGGGAGCCAUGAGCAUCCGCUUCGUGGAUUCAGUGAGGGCUCUGAGGCCCUGACUGGUACUCUGUAGGAGAGGGAGCCAUGAAGCUCACCCAAAGUGUUGGCCUCCCCCCUCUCCUUCAUACCCCUGUCCAGCCCCUGUCCUUUUGCUUAACCUCCUGCAAAUAUUUAUUUUCAUAAGGAAACAAAAAUGGUU